AUGUCUGACUUCUCUUCGCUGACUCAUAAAUUUCGAGCGAAUGUUGAUAACCAAGUGACUGGCACCAACAAGAUCAGCAAACGGAACCGCCAACCUCUCUCGUGCGCACCUUGCAGAGUCAAGAAAUUGAAAUGUGACCGUGGUCAUCCAUGCGAAACGUGCAUCAAACGUGGUGAUCCCACGAUUUGCACUUAUGGCAAGAACGUGUCAGCAUCAACCAAUUCAUCCUCAAAGCCCGAGACAAACGGUACAAAUUCAAAGGGAAAGGCACAGGAACGGUUGCGCCACCUCGAGCAUCUGAUUAUGCAAAUGGUUGAUCAGAAUGGUCAUGGUCUCGUUCUAGGAUCGCAGCCGCCAGCUUCAACAAACGCUCCAGGUUCGGGCUCGCAAGGUGGCCUUGUCGAGUCGGAGUCCGGCUCAGAGGCACCCAAUGCCGCAGGGCGCCUUCAAUUGGCUUCGUCAGGAGCCCAGUACGUGGGCUCGACUCACUGGUCUGCGAUCUUGGAUAAUAUCCAAGAAAUCAAGGCUGCUUUGGGAACCGAAAACACACCGAACGCUGAUCUUGAGGACACAGAAGACAGUGAAACUGCCGAAGUCGUGACACUGUUUGAUUCUGGCAACGGUCUAUCUCUUGCUCAGAUAUUGUCUCAAGCACUUCCUUCAAGGUUACAAGUCGACCGGCGGCUCUCGACAUAUUUCAAAAACCACUAUCUGGUCAUUCAAUUUAUCCAUACUGGCCAGUUCCAACGUCAGUAUGAAGAGUUCUGGCGUAAUCCACUUGAAACCUCUCCACUUUGGAUCUCGAUCCUCUUCGCCAUCUGCUGCAUGUCUGCAACACUCAACCAUGUCCAAGGUUCUGAAGAUCCAACACCGGAAGAUCGACUCAGUCCUCGCAUGAGCUUUCUCCAGGCUGCAUGUCUCUGCAUAAAACUCGGCGGCUACGUGCGACCUAAAAAGUGGCUUCUCGAAGCUCUCGGCCUGUACGCCCAAUGCCAGUACAUGGCCACCAUGGAUCCUUCCAAAGAGGUUGGGGUCGUCUUCUCCAUGGUGGUUCGCCUGGCAUACCAAAGUGGCUAUCACAGAGAACCUUCAAACUUCCCACAUCUUAGUGUUUUUGAGGGUGAGAUGCGACGCCGCUGUUGGGCCAUGUGCCGCCAGUUCGAUCUAAUGGUAUCCUUCCAGCUUGGCUUGCCGAACCUCAUUACUCCUGACAGCUGGGACACCAAAGCUCCUAGCAACCUCUUAGAUGCAGACUUUGAUGAAAACUCAGCGGUUCUGCCGCCAUCACGACCAGAAACGGACCCAACCCAGAUUCUUUACUUCAUUGUCAAGCUGCGUUUGAUGACUGCGUUCGGAAGAAUAUGCAAUCACGCGUUAUCAUUUCGAGAAGCGCCGAGGCAGGAGAUCAUGGACUUGGAUGCUGAAGUACGUGCCGUGUACAAGACCGUACCUGAUAUUCUGCACGUGAGACCGUUAUCAAAGUCUUUCGCAGAUCCAAGUUACCUCAUUAUGGUGCGCUUGAAUUGCGAAUUUCUCUACCAAAAAUGCCUUCUCGUACUUCAUCGGAAAUAUAUGACACAAGGAGGCCACCCGGACUCUUCAGAGGCAGCAAUUACUGCAGCAACCACCAUAGUGACAUACAUGCUUGAUAUAUAUAAGGAGUUCAAGCCGGGAGGUCAAUUAUAUGCUGACCGCUGGAUGUUGAGCAGUUUCACCAUGAAUGACUUUUACCUCGCGACCAUGGUGCUAUGUCUUUCCUUGUCCAUUUGGAGGAAAUCACAUCCCGAGAAAAAUGUCGGCGAAGAUGAGAAGGUUAGAUCUCGGAUCGAACUCCUUUCAAAAGCAUAUGGAGUCUGUGAGGAAUCAAGCGCUGCCAGCAAAGAGGCCAAGCGUAUCACCGGAGUCCUGAAGAUCAUACUGGGAGAGUACGUCCUCGCCGCUGGCUCUGGUCUCCAAACAAGAUCUGCUGGAAUAUCACCAGAAGACAUCUUGGAAAGACGAGACAUGUUCCGAAUACAGCCCAUCGCUUUCUUCCCGAGCUCUUCAGACUUCAAUCUUGCACCACUCUCACUUUCCGACUCGCAAGCGACAGUCAACCCGCCACACACGAUGCAAGCCCACCAGACCACUGCUAACAAUAGCGUUGACUUUGAACAAUUCUCCUAUCCUCAAACCGAAACUCGGGAUUCAAACCAGAUAGAUGCCAGUAUGUCACCCAACCCAUUCACCCCAUUCAUGUCCUUCAACAAUUCCACCUACGGCUAUUCGCCCGUGCCGACCACCUCCAACGGCAUGACAAAUUCAGCAUCCAACCCUCUCACCACAUCGAUACCAGCAAUACAAUCCCCAUUUCUCCCCAGCGGUCUUGCAAACGGCCAGGGCGCGAACACGAACAUGGGCAUCGACUGGGCACUCCUGGACCAAUGGAUGGCGAUCCCCGACGCGGAUUUCAUGCAAACACUGUCUCCCAACGCGACCAUGCCAUCAUCCCGACCCGACGGCCCUGGCAGCAACAUCCCUACAACCGCACCUAUGCACGACGACGACAACGACGACUGGACAAGCACGCCGAUCCGCUUCCUGGGCACGACGACGCUCUUGCAGAACCAGGAGACGCCAAACACGACGGCGGCGGGGUUCUUGUCGUCCGCGGUCGGCGCAAAGCCUUCGACGACCAGCAGUGGCAGUAAUAACAACACGGACAAUUUCUCGCCCGGGACCGAUAGCUUGGGGUACAGCACUUCAACCUCUAGCGGCCGCACGCAGGCGCUCGAUCAGUAUCCGCAGUAUUGA
Molecule: messenger RNA, 2793 nt
Organism: Exophiala bonariae
Lineage: Eukaryota; Fungi; Ascomycota; Eurotiomycetes; Chaetothyriales; Herpotrichiellaceae
Exons: 1
Coding region: 1-2793 (930 amino acids)
Biological process (GO): regulation of DNA-templated transcription; DNA-templated transcription
Molecular function (GO): zinc ion binding; DNA binding; DNA-binding transcription factor activity, RNA polymerase II-specific
Source: RefSeq, a predicted model, not a curated record